Messenger RNA from Lodderomyces beijingensis, 1296 nucleotides. NCBI's taxonomy places the organism in Eukaryota, Fungi, Ascomycota, Pichiomycetes, Serinales, Debaryomycetaceae. The record is from the annotation of a GenBank genome assembly.
AUGUCAUCACUUACUUUUGCGGGUCUUUUGGUUUUGAUUUCAAUCCCAUUCAAGCUCUUGUACGUGCUACUUUGCUACCCAUUUAGAGGAGGAGUCAAUCCCAAGUUCCGCAGCAGUUUGUCAAAUUCGUUGAAAUGGCAGCUUUCAAGAACAGCGUUGUCUAUGCCUGUGCCUUGUGCCUGGAUCUUGUCGAUUCCUUCAGCCAAGAUCACCAUCCGUAAAGUCUUGCCAUUCAAGUUCCCCGCCUUGGUCCAAGGAUUGGGCAAGUACGGUGAACAAUAUGACGAUCAAAGUAUAUGGUUGGUUGAAGCUGAAGGUCGAGACAAGGCGGAUCCCAUUAUCAUCUUUUUGCACGGUGGUGGGUAUUUCAUCGAUGCUAGACCCGAACAAUUUGAGUCGGUGUUGAGCAUUUACCAUUUGCUCGAGCCGGAAAAGAAGGCCACCUUGUCGGUUUUGUACUUGGAUUACAAAUUGGCCCAUCUGGGCCACACCAUCACCACGCAAUUGCAUCAGCUUGUGGAAACCUACCAGAGAUUAACCGUGCAGGAUGGCAACAGCAACAUCAUCUUGAUGGGCGAUUCAGCCGGUGGCCACUUGGCAAUCACCUUCUUGCAGUAUAUCCGCCAAACAAAAGACGAAACAAAGAUGCCCUGGCCGAAAUCGGUGAUUUUGAUUUCCCCAGCAGUUAAAGUCAACCCUGAACCACACCAAUUCGAAACAGGUUGGUCAUAUUUCGAUAAUAAAGAUAUCGACAUGGUGCAAUAUAAAGUCAUUCACAGUUCAAGUUACCAAAACGCCAUAGUGGGCGAAUUGGACAUCACCAGUUUGUUGGUGUCCCCAGGUAAUGCCCAGUAUAAACAUGGCGAUUGGGACGAUAUCCCUACAUUCACGCAGAGUGGCUACUCUCUGUUGACCUUGGUGGGCGAACACGAGCUGUUGCGAGAUGAUGUGCUCGAAUGGUGCCGAUACGCUGUGAAAUCACCACUUACAAAGCAAAAAGUUGACUCUAUGGGAAUAUACAAUGCCGAUCUACACCAAUACAAGAACGAGGGUGGCGGCGACAAAGGCGCGCGCGCCGAAGUCUAUGUUGAACCAUGGGGUAUCCAUGACGCGGUGUUAUUCUUUGAGAACCAUGUGGCUGCGAAAGUCGCCCGAGGUGCUGAGUUGAAGCAUUUGGACCCUGUUGAGUUUUUCGGCAUUGUUAAAGUCACCGAGUUUUUAAAUACCAUCCUAGAAUGCCCCAAGAAUACAAGAAAAGAAGAAUCUGAGAAAUGCAACAUAAAUACCCAACCUUAG